AUGGGCAGCGAAGACAAAUGCAGAUCCUUCCAAGACAUUGUGGACAGCUUCCAUCAGUGUUCCAGUGACCACGAGAAGGCUCUUAGCAGUAUCCCUGAAUUGGAGGAUAAGGAUAAGAGGAUAGUUAUACAACGCCAGGCUUCUAUGUUUUUACGGUUCUUGGUGACUUGUGCAUCUGAGAAAGAUCGUUUUCCUGACAAUUUUAUUUUCGGAGUAAGUACGUCUGCCUAUCAGAUUGAAGGCGGUAGGGAUGAAGACGGUAAUGGACGAAAUGUAUGGGACGCUAUAACCAGGGUACCAGGAGCGAUAGCAGAUAAUUCAACAGGAGACAUCGCAUGUGACUCUUACCAUAAAUGGAAGAGAGAUAUACAGCUUCUCAAAGAACUGCGCGUGUCUACCUAUAGAUUUUCCAUAUCGUGGUCUCGCGUGUUACCCAAUGGAACCACGGAUAAUAUCAACGAAGAGGGGUUGGCAUUUUACGACAAUUUCCUGAACGAACUACUGGAAGCAGGCAUUGAACCGUUGGUCACAUUGUAUCACUUUGAUUUGCCAUCGGCGCUUCAAUAUCAAGGCGGCUGGACGAACUCAUCCAUCGUUGACUGGUAUGGUGAUUAUGCUGAACUCAUAUUCUCCCGCUUCGCUGACCGCGUACAGAACUGGCUGACGAUAAACGAACCGGAGAUAGUAUGCGAUCAGCUGGCCGUGCUCCCACUGAUUAUUGAUGAUAAGAAUGCAGCAAGCCUCGUCUGCACUAAGAAUCUAUUGCUGGCUCACGCAAACGCGCACAGGAUUUAUAGAGCGAAAUAUAAGCAGCUUUACAAUGAACCUGAGGAAGAUGAUGAGAAAAAUAAAAUUGUGGAUAUAAUGAUGCAAUCCUUUAACGACAGAUUCAUACAUCCAGUAUUUGCUAAGAACGGUGGAUGGCCCAAAGGCCUACAGAAAUACAUUGCAAAGUAUAGCAAGGAUCUUGGAUAUAAUACAUCAUUAUUGCCUUCCUUUACUGAGAGGGAAAAGAAGUUUAUCAGAGGUACAUAUGAUUACGCAGGGUUUAAUUAUUACUUUGCAGUGAAGGCAACGGACAUUAAUAGCAGUAUACCGUGGAAUCCGUUAAUAUCAAUAUUUUCACAGGAAGGAUAUACUGUAGAGACUUAUGCAUCUCCUGAAGGGCUAAGAAAGCUAAUGAAUUGGCUCAAAGACCGCUAUGGAAUUCAAGAUUUACUCAUCACAGAAAAUGGUUAUGCCGACGAAGAUACAACACAUCUUGAUUAUGGCAGAGUGAAAUACAUUAAACAGCAUUUAGAACAGAUUCUCUUAUCUAUAUACGAAGAUGGUUUAAAUGUUUUCGGUUAUAUGGUUUGGAGUUUAAUGGACAAUUUUGAGUGGACUUCAGGAUAUAAGGUGCGUUAUGGUCUCUACAACAUAGACUUUGACGAUUCGGAACGCCCUGCGACUCCGCGAAUCUCUGCUUCUUACUACACUUGUGUCAACCUCAAUCGUACCAUGCAAGAGUGUAAUGACAUUUACUUUCAGUAG
This is a messenger RNA of Zerene cesonia (dogface butterfly), 1533 nucleotides long. Its product is annotated as myrosinase 1-like. Lineage: Eukaryota; Metazoa; Arthropoda; Insecta; Lepidoptera; Pieridae. The record is from RefSeq and is a predicted model, not a curated record. Gene Ontology annotation, molecular function: beta-glucosidase activity. The coding region runs from base 1 to 1533 and encodes 510 amino acids. The transcript is spliced from 11 exons. Gene Ontology annotation, biological process: carbohydrate metabolic process.